GGCGUGAAGUUUGGCCCCACGUGCGUCCUCUGCGAGUUCAUCAUGAGCAAGUUGGACGGCUACCUGGCUGACAACCCGUGCGGCGGUGGAGGCGGUGGAGGCGGUGUGCUCCCUGCUGCCGGCCACCACGGCGGGGGAGUGCCGCGACUUUGUGGAGCGCUACGGCACGCGAGUCGUGGCCUCCUCGUCAAGGGGCUCAGCCCGGCCGUCGUCUGCACGCUGCUGGGCCUCUGCUUCGGCGACGCUGCGGCCACGGCGGCCGACGCGGGCGCCGUCCACGGGGACUGCGCUCUCUGCAAGCUGCUGCUGAGCGGCGUGGAGGUGCCGCUGGGCAGCAACGUCACGACGGAGCGUGCGGAGUCGGCGCUGCGGGCGGCGUGCGACCUCCUCCCCCUCGCCUACAGGGGCCAGUGCCACGGCCUCCUGCAGGAGAACCGGGCAGUGCUCGUGGCUCAGCUCCUCAGGAAGUUCUCAGGCGCUGAGAGGACUUGCACGGCCGCGUCUCUCUGCUCCUCCCCCGUGGAUGGGCGUGGCCCCGUGGGUGGGCGUGGCGCCGUGGGUGGGCGUGGCGCCGUGGGUGGGCGUGGCGCCGUGGGUGGGCGUGGCCCCGUGGGUGGGCGUCGCUGCACGUGGGGCCCCUCCUUCUGGUGCCGUGACGCUGACACCGCUCGCGCCUGCGGGGCCACUGAGUACUGCCGAGACAAGAUGUGGAAGUCGCAGUCUUAAAGAUGUGCAGUGAUGGAGACGUUGGGUGUCUCCCAGGGCAGCCCGGCUACUAACACCACCACUAACACCACCACCACUAACACCACCACCACCACUAACACCACCACUAACACCACCACUAACACCACUACUACUAACACCACCACUAACACCACCACUAACACCACUACUACUAACACCACCACCACCACCACUCUCACCACCACCACUCACACCACUCACACCACUCACAUCACCACUCACAUCACCACUCACACCACCACCACUCACAUCACCACCACUGCACAGCGCCUGUCCCAUCGAGUGCGCUCUGUCCAACACGCUCGUCGCACUGGACAGCAGAAGUAGCCCUCCCUGCCUGCCCCUUCACCCCUUCACCCACCCACUCGCCCACCCAUCUACUCACCCACCCAC
Petromyzon marinus (sea lamprey) is the source of this 1140-nucleotide messenger RNA. NCBI's taxonomy places the organism in Eukaryota, Metazoa, Chordata, Hyperoartia, Petromyzontiformes, Petromyzontidae. The record is from RefSeq and is a predicted model, not a curated record.